Messenger RNA from Cydia splendana, 1126 nucleotides. RefSeq names its product histone H2A.V (gene His2Av). NCBI's taxonomy places the organism in Eukaryota, Metazoa, Arthropoda, Insecta, Lepidoptera, Tortricidae. The record is from RefSeq and is a predicted model, not a curated record. Gene Ontology annotation, biological process: heterochromatin formation. Gene Ontology annotation, cellular component: nucleosome; chromatin. Gene Ontology annotation, molecular function: DNA binding; protein heterodimerization activity; structural constituent of chromatin. The coding region runs from base 149 to 538 and encodes 129 amino acids. The transcript is spliced from 5 exons.
UUAUGCGUCACAUCCGGUUACGUGUGGUUGGCUACAUUGAGCGCAUCGCUAGGCAGCGCUGCCAUCUUUCUUUUUCCGUUAUUAGUCGAUUUGGCGCCUUCCUGUGUUGGUUGUUCUCGAUUGUGGUGAUUGUGUUACACGUUUCAAAAUGGCUGGUGGUAAAGCGGGCAAAGAUUCUGGUAAAGCUAAGGCGAAAGCAGUAUCCAGAUCAGCGAGGGCUGGUCUUCAGUUCCCCGUUGGAAGAAUUCAUAGACAUCUUAAAAAUAGGACAACGAGUCAUGGUCGUGUUGGAGCCACCGCCGCUGUAUAUUCUGCAGCCAUCCUGGAAUACUUGACCGCCGAGGUGUUGGAGUUGGCAGGGAAUGCUUCUAAAGAUCUGAAGGUGAAGCGUAUCACUCCCCGGCAUUUGCAACUGGCCAUCAGAGGAGAUGAGGAGUUGGACAGUCUCAUCAAAGCAACAAUUGCUGGCGGUGGUGUCAUUCCUCAUAUACACAAAUCUCUCAUCGGCAAGAAAGGUGGACCUGGAGCUCCCGUCUAAUUAUAGGUACUCACUCAUAUUAAAAGUUCAUACUGCUGCAUUUGACAAGACCGGACCUGAAGUCAACAUUGUGAAAGCUCAUCUCAACAUUAAAUUUUGCAACUAGUGAUGUGGACAGUGGAGUGACUACUGAGAACUCUUGUUCCGGACUAAAUAGCAUAAGAAUAGGAUUAAUUAGCAUUAAGAAGAUUUGAAAUAUGAUUGUAUUAGUAAUUAAGUUUAUCUUUCUGUUCAUUCAUGGACAUUUUUUACUCUGGACAAAUGUUGUGUUCAACUAUUUUAAAAUUAAAAUUAUUUGCAACCGGUUUCACAUCUCUUAGUUUCCCAUGAAAGCCUUGAUCAGGGUGGAGCUGGUGCAAUCUAAUUUUAAUACAUCGACUGCAAUUGUGAAUUGAGUUUUAUGUAAGCUCUAAGCUGUAAAUGUUAAUGUUCUGUAACAACUUGCUCUAUAAUUUUGUAAGGACAUGAUUGUAUUAGAUAUAGCAAAAAAUAAGACAUUGUUCGAAAUUGUAAUUUUGGUAUGAUUGAACUGUUACAAGUUGUAAGAAAUGCGUUUUGUUCUUUAAAAUAUAUUGAGGAAGCACUAAA